CGCCGCCCGCCCGCCCCGCCCGGUUCCCCCGUCCGUGCGGGGAGCGCGGCGGGCGCGGCAGGGAGCGGGGAAAGGAGGCGGCGGAGGAUGUUGCCCGCGGCUCUCCGGCAGCAGCUUCGUCCUUUCCGUCUUUCCUGACUGCGCCUCGGCGCCUGCUGCAGCCUGGGGGACGCUGAGGAGAGCAAGAAAUUUCGGAAGCGGCGCGGAGGAAGAGCCCGCGGGGAACUGCGAGUGCCUCUCGCGGCCCCCCCUCCCGCUGUACCAUGAUCCAGGCUCUUCCCUCCCUCUGAGGAGACUGCGAGGCAGAAGGGGGAAUUCAGCAGGUCUGUGGUUGCUAAGGCUGAGCAGCGAGAGGUGAACAUGGCCCAGGCGUCCGGUGAUCAAAGUAACGUGGAAACUGCUGACCCAGAGGAGAGUUCUCCAAAUAUGAUUGUCUACAGAAAGAUUGAAGACAUCAUUACAAGAAUGCAAGAUGACAAAACAGGUGGAGUUCCCAUCCGAACUGUGAAGAGCUUUCUGUCUAAAAUCCCCAGUGUCGUCACAGGUGCUGACAUUGUACAGUGGCUGGUGAAGAACCUCAGCAUUGAGGAUCCAGUGGAAGCAAUACACUUGGGAAGUCUUAUUGCUGCACAGGGCUAUAUCUUUCCAAUCUCAGACCAUGUCCUUACCCUGAAAGAUGAUGGGACAUUCUAUCGUUUUCAGGCACCAUACUUCUGGCCUUCAAACUGCUGGGAACCAGAAAACACAGAUUAUGCCAUCUAUCUUUGCAAACGGACCAUGCAGAACAAAGCGAGGCUGGAGCUGGCGGAUUAUGAAGCCGAAAACUUAGCAAGACUUCAGAGGGCAUUUGCACGAAAGUGGGAAUUUAUCUUCAUGCAAGCUGAGGCCCAAGUGAAAAUCGACAGAAAAAAGGAUAAAACAGAAAGAAAAAUUUUGGACAGCCAGGAAAGAGCAUUCUGGGAUGUGCACAGGCCUGUGCCGGGCUGUGUGAACACAACAGAAAUGGACAUUAGAAAGUGUCGUCGUAUGAAAAACCCACAAAAGGUCAAAAAGUCAGUAUAUGGGGUUACUGAGGAAUCUCAGCCCCAAAGCCCUGUACACCUGCCCUCCCAACCUGUACGCAAAACCACAAAAGAGGAUUUCCGAAAACAAAUAAAUUUUCUGAACCUGCAGAUAGACAGACACUGUUUAAAGAUGUCCAAGGUAGCAGAAAGUUUAAUAGCCUACUCAGAGCAAUAUGUGGAAUACGACCCCUUUAUAACUUCUGCUGAGCCUUCCAAUCCCUGGAUAAGUGAUGAUGUGGCUUUGUGGGACAUAGAAAUGAGCAAAGAACCUAGCCAGCAGCGUGUGAAAAGAUGGGGUUUCUCUAUGGAUGAAGUGCUGAAGGACCCAGUAGGACGAGACCAGUUCCUUCGUUUCCUGGAAUCAGAAUUCAGCUCAGAAAACCUCAGGUUUUGGCUGGCUGUCCAAGAUCUCAAAAAACAACCUUUACAGGAUGUAACCACAAGAGUGGAGGAAAUCUGGCAAGAGUUUCUAGCCCCUGGGGCCCAAAGUGCUAUCAACCUGGAUUCCCACAGCUAUGAGAAAACAAGCCAAAAUGUCAAAGACCCAGGGAGAUACACAUAUGAAGAUGCACAGGAGCACAUUUACAAGCUGAUGAAGAGUGACAGCUAUGCGCGCUUCCUCCGUUCUAAUGCUUACCAGGACUUAUUGCUGGCGAAGAAGAAGGGAAAGUCUCUGGCGGGCAAGCGCCUCGCCGGCCUGAUGCAGUCCUCCUGACGGCUUCGGCUGAGCAAGCCGACGACGGCAGCGCCGGGGGAGAGCCGCGCGGGACCUCCGCGGAGGACGUUUCGUUCUGGGGAGAAUGGGUCACUGUGAGAGAGAGGGAGUGAGAGCAAGGGGGGAGCGACGCGCCGGACACUCGUCUCUUCAUAGUUUACAUCAACACUUUCUUACUUGUACAGCUUUGUAAGGACACUGAGCUCUGUAAAGGUACUUUGUUUCCUACUUGGUUCUGGAGGAGCACACUUCACUGCACACAGAAGGUCACCAAGGCAAGGGCUUGGUAUCUUAUUAUUUAAGGAAACAGACCCAGCCACAACUCAGAGAAAGAAGAGCUGAGAGAGAUCGCUGUUAUUCCUUCAUCUCUUCUCUCCCUGGUGCAGACAUGGCUGUAGUAAAUGCCACUGCAAUCCCAUUUGCUGCCUUUCUUGUGGCCAUCUGAAUCCAAUAAAAUAUCUACUGGCAGCUGCUUCUCCUUUUCACAAAACAGCAAAUUCAUUUCUCCUGCAGAUUCACUGACUUCUGCUUCAUUUUUCUUUCUUUUGUCUCUCCUCCUUUAAAAAGCACUAUUUAUGUUCUUCAUUUGCUGUCCUUCCAACAGCAUGUAGCAUGUGCAAAGUGAGCCAGAUCCUCAGCUGAAGUCAGCAGAGCACGAUUGGUUUACAUCACCUGAGGAUCUGUCUCGUUGAGUCAGACUCUGAUCUUGGUGUAAAUCCUCUGGUGUUGGUGGAAGUACUCUGCAUGUACAUUUAGUGCAAAUGUGAUCAGACUCUGCCUGAUGCUCAAUAAGUACUGUUUUAGAUGUAUAAUGCAAAUAUGCACACCACACACACACACAGUAUUUAGAAGUAAGAUGUUUUAUAUUGUAAUUGGUUUUCUAUUUAUUUAAAAUUUUACAUAUUUAUUCAAUGACGGAUGUUCAAGUUUUACUCCAAGUAGAUAGAACUGAAUCACUUUUAGAGAAAACUCUAAGUUCCUGCAAUCACAGAGGGCCAAAAUCUGCUUGUUUUAUGGAGGAAAAGCUAACCCUGAUGAUCCUUUUUGAUUACUCAGGAUGUGGGCAGAUACAACUGAGAGCAAAAUUUAGUCUACAGUGAGGGGUGAGUUCAUGGAGAUGAGAUUGGUGGAAACAGUUUGUGAAUGGGUAAGGUUUUGAGUACCAGAUAACCCUUUCUGAACAGUAGCACAUUCAGCCAGGCCUUUGAUAUAAUUCUCAGAUUCCUGACUCAGUUGAGGAACACCAUUUGUAAAAAUUAAAUUGCACCAUUUGAGAAAAAGAGCUUUCACUGAAACCUCAUCUGACAUUUAUCUGUGAAUACAGCUGUCGGAGUGACCCAAUAGGUUGUUGUAAAAUGUUGGGAUUGUGGAGGUUCAGGAUGAGGAAUGAACUCAAGUAACUUGUUUAAUGAUAAAAACCUGCAUACACUAGCUACAGAUAUGGAAAACGGACUGCAUUCGCAUAUAGUAUAUCGUCUAUAUAAAAAAAUUCUAAGAUUCAGCUGACUUAGUGCCACAAAUCCUCCUAAUGAGUACCAAUAUAUUUUGCAAGCAGUGUAGAUCUGAAACAUCCAUGAAAGUAGGCACUUGCUAAUCUCCUUCACUCAUGCCAAGUUUAUGCAGGUUGUAAAAAUUGCUAUAUGGCUGCAAGUCUGCAUUCCUACCUAGGCAAAACUAUCUAGCUAAGUAGACAGCUGGCUAUCCACAAUAGUCACUUCUGAGGCAAAUAUUAUCCUAAUAUUUAAGACCUGUGUAUGCAUAAAAUCAGGCCAGCAUAGUUUCUGAUAGAAGAAGGAUCUUCCCUCUUAAUCUGUGAAAUUUCUCACUUUUUGAUAUCUCAUUUUUUGCCCAGAAAACUCCUGUUACCCUGAUUUUGCCUAAGUGAGAAGGUCUGUAGGACUCACAACACCUGCAUGAAUAUACAGAGGAAUUUUUAGACUUAAAUAUUUGAAUAUUUGUUCUUUACACUUGCUUAGUUCCCAUAAAAUGCCUAUCUGAGGUCUUCAGACCAACUUCUUCCUACACGUACAUAAAAAAAUAAGCAAGUUCCAAGAUUGUAGAACCCACAAAUGUGCACAUACAUUUGGGUGGUGUGCUGCUUCUGAAAGGGACAUUUGGUCAUCUCCAAAUUGUCACAUAGCUGUCUUUCUUUGCUGUAUUCAUCUCUCUUCGCUGUUGCCCACCUAGCCAAUGGGUCCCCUCUGGUAAUAGUGGUCUUUGCAGAAAGACCCGGUUGUGCAUUCAUGCACCUUCUUACAUGGCCCCUUAUGUCACCCCCUAGGAAAAUUGAAAGGCUGCUCUUCUCAGAGCCUUAUUUACGAUUUGCUUAGCUAUGCCAAAGCCAUCAUUGCCAGGUGUUGCUGGAAGCCUGUAAACUGACAGCAACGGACAUCCCAAGCUAGUCUUCACACCAGCACUGCACUGUCCCUGAGCUGAAGCAUUUCCCCACACUACCAUGGGAGGUCUGUCUUAAGAGCCCCUCAGAUUGGUCUGCGCAGCAUUGCCAGGUAGGACAUAAAGCACUAAACUCCGUGGUGUGUAGCCGGAGCAGAGAAGGUAAGCUAUGUUACCGGGGCUCUGCUUUACAGAGAAUUCCCGACACUGGACAGGCCCUCUCAGAUGCUGGGCAGGUUCGGGGAAAGGAGGGCUGGCUCAGCAGAGGUGUUCCUCAGUUUCUUCCAGCACUUAGGCAAAGCAGGAAGGGCUGAUGGCCGCUGGCCCUUGCUUUGCCGCCCACGUUCCUUACAGCAGUGGAUGCUGGCAGGCGUGCAGGACAGGCAGAAACUGGGUCAUGGUCUGAGCAGGGAGCUUUAGUGCCAGUAUUUUACUUGGAGAUGUGCAGAUGCCCUGUGGGUGGAACGCCCUGUGCUGCCUGCCCUGCUCCUUUUCUGCAGGACGUUCAUAUAAUCUGCUGCAAUGUUUUGCCUGUAGGGAAUGUGUUGUGUUUGAACAGGCGAGGUGGGGGAGGAGGAAGGGGGGGAUUUUUACAGACACAGAGAGCAUGCAUAUGGGCAUGCAUCAGGGGGCCUGGAUGUUGAACAGCUUGCCAUUUAAAUGCACACGUGUGCAAGCUAAUCUGCUCAGUAAUGGCUAGCUGAGCGGACAGAGCUGCAUACUCUCUGGAGAUAAGAAAGCUCUGCUCCUAGUUUCCUGACAAAAUUUCUCUAAAAAUAAACAUCAUGAGAGCAGACAAGGCCUCCGCCUGGGAACAUGUAUGACCUGCUCCUCAUGUCUCUCUUACCUUACAUAUGAGGAUACUUGUGUGUAACUACUUCCACAUGAACUGCAUCCUUGAAUUACUGCUUUUUAAUGACAUUGCUCAUUCCAAGUGAUGCCACUUUUGUAUACUCACUAGUAUCCCAUCGAGUGUUGCAGGCAGUAAUUUGCUGCUUUAUGAGAGUGCCAUGUCUUCCAACUACCUCAUCACCCUGAAGAUGAGUUAGGAAAUCAGCUUUCCACCUCAAUUCAUGUUCUAAAUGGCAUUGUUUCAAGGAAAAGCAGUCUGGAAAGCUUUUACAAACAUCAUGCUGCAAAAGCUAGCUAUAGAGCUUCCCACACUUUCAGGGCUAUGGCUGUGAAAUAUGGCUGUACACUGUUAUCUGCAUAGUGGCGUAUCCAAGGCUUUCAUGGCUAUUGUGGUAAAGUAGCACCAGGACACGGCGCUAGAAACAUUACACAGGUCAGUGCAGCCAGCAUUAGACUAAGGCAAAUGGAUUAAUAUACUCUCAGUAUAACUCAAUGCUAAGAUCCCAUAGAGUACUGUAAUAAAGUGGUACCGGGGCAGCCAUAAAAAGUCACAGUAAGCUGACAUAAUAAUACCAGGAUAAAUGUAGCAAUAAGGUAACACAGGCCACUGCAGUAAAGUAGCAUUUUGAUAAUGCAGCAAUAAGACACAACAGGAUGCUGCAGUAAAUUUGUUUGGGGAAUAAGGCAGUAAUAACAAUGUGCAUGGGCAAACUGUUGUACAUUUGUACCAGGUACUGCAGCAAUAAAGAUAACACAGGUGUUCUAGUAAUAAGUUACUACAGUAACAACAAGAUAAUUCACUGUAAAGUUAUAUCAGGAUGCUUCAACACUGCAGUCAAAUCCUACAAGAUAUUAAAGUGAGACAAUGAAGACGAAAUAUGCUCCACUUUGGACCACAAAAAAAAAGUCAGUUUUCUGCAUAGUAACCAAAAAUUUUGUAAUGAUCUCUGCAAUGCUAAUCCUAUCGCUCUCUUUUUUUUGAGGAAGCUAAGGCAAGAACAUUACACCAUCCCAUCCACUGCUUUGUUCUGAAAGUAAUAAAUUGGCUCAUUGGCUAUUCAGCCAGAUUGUUA
Molecule: messenger RNA, 6098 nt
Organism: Rhea pennata
Lineage: Eukaryota; Metazoa; Chordata; Aves; Rheiformes; Rheidae
Gene: RGS6
Product: regulator of G protein signaling 6
Exons: 17
Coding region: 361-1779 (472 amino acids)
Biological process (GO): positive regulation of GTPase activity; G protein-coupled receptor signaling pathway; regulation of G protein-coupled receptor signaling pathway
Cellular component (GO): cytoplasm; neuron projection
Molecular function (GO): GTPase activator activity
Source: RefSeq, a predicted model, not a curated record